AUGGAUUCUGAUUCAGACUCACCUUUUAACUACUCGUGGCCUUCCUUUCCCAAAAUGAAGAUUCGGCGAAGGGCGUCGAAACAAGACCGCUCCUUUGAUGUGCUCAAAAAAUCCAAACACCCCCCAACGUUUCUCGCAGCAGACCGGCUUUCUGCCAUGCUGAAUGGCGGCGAUGAGGUCUACGCUAACUGUAUGGUGAUAGAUCAGGUUGGUGAUAUGGAUAUUGACUAUAUUAAUAUAGAAGGAAUUACUGCCAACACCAACACUGAAUCCAUGGGUUCUGCUCUUGGGUCUCAGCACUGCAAGAACAUCCUUCCUAGUGAAGUCAGCCCUGCUCUGUACCCAUUAGGUCAGAGCGGUGAAGUGACAUCAGAUAUCGAAGCCCAACAACAUUUUGUGUCACCAUCCAGUUCACAUGCUUCCAGUUUGCAUCUUUCUCUUGGGCUGCAUGGAUUUGAAAAGGAACAAAGUCAUUUGAAGAAAAGAAGUUCUAGCCUUGAUGCCUUGGAUGCCGACAGUGAAGGGGAUGGGCCCUCUGAGCAGGCCCACAUUUGCUACAAUCCAGUGUCCCAGAGUUCCUCAAGAACUGGGAUUCCUAGUGGCGAUGAAUUAGACUCUUUUGAGACCAACAAUGAACCGGAUUUUAAUAUCUCCAGGGCUGAAUCUGUAUCUUUUUCAAGUAAUUUGCAGCCAAAGGAAUCAUUGCUUUCUGGAGUCCGCUCACGUUCUUAUUCCUGCUCAUCACCCAAAAUUUCUCUCGGAAAAUCUCGGUUGGUGCGUGAUUUAACAGUAUGCAAUUCAAAUGAAGAGCAACGAGUUUACAGUUUACCAGAGCCACCAGGAGAAAAAAGGAUUCAGGAAGAAGAAUGGAACAAAUACAUUAUGCCUGCCAAAUCAGAGUCUGAAAAAUACAAAGUGAGCCGAACUUUCAGUUUUCUCAUGAACAGAAUGACUAGCCCUCGGAAUAAAUCUAAGACGAAGAGCAAGGAUGCCAAAGAUAAAGAGAAACUGGUUCGACAUCACUUUGUCCCUGGAACAUUCUCCGGGGUUCUGCAGUGUUUGGUUUGUGAUAGAACCCUCGUGGGAAAGGAGUCAUUCCAGUGUUCCAACUGUAAUGGAUAUGCACAUAAGGGUUGUAAAGACGCUGCACUUCCGUGUCCCAAGAAAUUCCUAGAGAAAUAUAACAAGAACAAACCGCAGACCAUCAUUGGAAAUUCCUCACUUAGAGACACUUCACAGUCUGGUCUCUACUUGAACUCUUCUUCCUCCAUACCCAUUGGAUUGCCAACUGGAAAGAAAGAAACAAUAGGACCAGUCCAUCCUUUGUCCAGAAGUGUUCCUGGCAUCACACUGGAAAGCCUCAGGAGGUCAGGGACAUCCUUGGAGUGCGAGAGUGAUGGCAGCAACUGGAGAAGCAGGUCUCAUUCCGAUGAGCUGACACAGUCCAUGGGCUCCUCUCCCUCCACGGAGUCAUUUAUAAUGGAAGAUGUUGUGGACUCCUCUGUCUGGAGUGACCUCAGCAGUGAUGCUCGGGAAUUUGAAGCAGACUCUUGGAGUCUUGUGGUGGACCCCUCAUUUUGCAGCCGACAGGAGAAGGAUGUCAUCAAGAGACAGGAUGUCAUUUUUGAGCUCAUGCAGACAGAACUGCAUCACAUCCAGACCCUCUUCAUCAUGGCUGAGAUCUUCAGAAAAGGGAUGAAAGAAGAGCUGCAGCUGGACCACAGCACUGUAGACAAAAUCUUCCCCUGUUUAGAUGAGUUACUUGAAAUCCACAGACACUUCUUUUAUAGUAUGAAGGAACGAAGGCAGGAAGCCUGCAGUAACAAUGACAGAAAUUUUGUCAUCAACCGAAUUGGAGACAUCUUAGUACAGCAGUUUUCAGAAGAAAAUGCAAAUAAAAUGAAGAAAAUCUAUGGAGAAUUUUGUAGUCACCACAAAGAAGCAGUUAGCCUCUUUAAAGAACUACAGCAGAAUAAGAAGUUUCAGAAUUUUAUCAAGCUCCGGAAUAGUAACCUUUUGGCUCGGCGCAGAGGAAUUCCAGAGUGUAUUUUGUUGGUCACUCAGCGAAUUACAAAAUACCCUGUCCUGGUGGAGAGGAUAUUGCAGUACACAAAGGAAAGAACUGAAGAACAUAAAGACUUAUGUAAAGCACUUUGCUUAAUUAAAGACAUGAUCGUUGCGGUGGAUUCAAAAGUCAGUGAAUAUGAGAAAAACCAGAAAUGGCUUGACAUCCUCAAUAAGAUCGAAAAUAAGACAUGCACAAAACUGAAAAAUGGCCAUGUUUUUAGGAAACAGGCUUUGAUAAGUAAAGAAAGGACUCUGUUAUACGAUGGCUUCGUUUACUGGAAAACUGCUACAGGUCGUUUCAAAGAUAUCUUAGCUCUACUUCUAACGGACGUGCUGCUGUUUUUGCAAGAAAAAGACCAGAAAUACAUCUUUGCAGCUGUUGAUCAGAAGCCAUCCGUUGUCUCUCUGCAGAAGCUUAUUGCUAGAGAAGUUGCUAACGAGGAGAGGGGAAUGUUUCUCAUCAGUGCUUCAUCUUCUGGUCCUGAAAUGUAUGAAAUUCAUACGAAUUCCAAGGAGGAACGAAAUAACUGGAUGCGACGGAUCCAGCAGGCUGUCGAAAGUUGCCCAGAAGAAGAAGGGGGAAGGACAAGUGAAUCUGAUGAAGAGAGGCGGAAAGCUGAAGCAAGAGUGACCAAAAUUCAGCAGUGUCAAGAAAUACUCAGUAACCAAGACCAGCAAAUUUGCAUGUAUUUGGAGGAGAAGCUGCAAAUCUAUGCUCAACUUGGAGAAUUGAGUGGAUUCGAGGAUGUUCAUCUAGAACCCCACCUUCUCAUUAAACCGGACCCAGGAGAGCCUCCCCAGGCAGCCUCAUUACUGGCAGCAGCACUGAAGGAAGCUGAGAGCCUACAAGUUGCUGUGAAGGCUUCACAAAUGGGUGAUGGAUAUCAAUCAUCAGAGAAGAGUGGUGCAGAAUCUGGCUUGACAGAUAUGCUUAGUACUAGUGAUGGACCAGGACUGUCUACUACUUCACCAAUCACAGAAGGGACAGGAGGAAGAGGCUGUUGGGAUGUGGAUCCCGGGAUCCAGGGUGUGGUAACCGACUUGGCGGUCUCUGAUGCAGGGGAGAAGGUGGAAUAUAGAAUUAUACCAGGCUCUGCACAGUCAGAGAUCAUACAAGCUAUACAGAAUUUAACCCGGCUGUUAUACAGCCUUCAGGCCGCCCUGACCAUUCAGGACAGCCAUAUUGAGAUCCACAAGCUGCUUCUCCAGCAGCAGGAGAGACUAUCUUCUGGCCAUUCUUUCCGAGGCAGCCCACUUCAGGACCAGGAGAAGCACCGCAACCUGGAGAAACAGCGUGAGGAGCUGGCCAACAUCCACAAGCUCCAACAUCAGUUCCAGCAGGAGCAGCGGCGCUGGCAUCGCAGGUGUGACCAGCAGCAGCGAGAGCAGGAGGCCAAGGAGAGCUGGCUGCAGGAGCGGGAGCUGGAGUGCCAAUUGCAGGAGGAGCUGCUGCUGAGGAAUCGUGGGGAGCUGGCCCAUCAGCUCCAGGAGUACCAGCAGAACCUGGAGCGGCUGAGGGAGGGCCAGCGGAUGGUGGAGAGGGAGAGGGAGAAGAUGCGGAGCCAGCAGAGACUGCUGUACCGCUGGAAGCACAGUCGCCAGAGCAGCCUCCCCACAGCGUUUACUCCAGGAAGCAAGGAGGUCAUGGACCUUAAUCGCUCUGAGAGUUUUUGUCAUGAAAAUUCUUUCUUCAUCAAUGAAGCUUUAGUACAAAUGUCACUUAACACUUUAAACCAACCAAAUCCAUCAGAUACCCAUCAGGAUGUUAUUCAUCCCCACAACGUAUCUAACUCUGAUUUGGUACGGACUAGUGAAAAUCAAGUAGAUCUCAAGACAGACGUUUCUCGGCCCUUGAAUGUCAACCAUGAACUGUGGACAGCUCCUGGGUCCUGUCAUCAGCUCCCUCCUCGCCACAAAAGCAGCAAGGAUUCUUGUAAACAUGAUUUGCUAACAUCCCUGACUGAGUUCCCAAACUCCCAGGACUCAACUGCACCUCAACCGCUGACAUUUAUAGCAAAAGCAAAGCUGAAUCUACAGACACUGACCCGACAAGAUGAAGAGACUGGAGAGCCAGCUGAAGAAAAUAUUGUUUACCUCUAA
Messenger RNA from Chrysochloris asiatica (Cape golden mole), 4167 nucleotides. RefSeq names its product Rho guanine nucleotide exchange factor (GEF) 28 (gene ARHGEF28). The coding region runs from base 1 to 4167 and encodes 1388 amino acids. The transcript has 28 exons. Lineage: Eukaryota; Metazoa; Chordata; Mammalia; Afrosoricida; Chrysochloridae. Gene Ontology annotation, molecular function: guanyl-nucleotide exchange factor activity. Gene Ontology annotation, biological process: cell morphogenesis; regulation of Rho protein signal transduction. The record is from RefSeq and is a predicted model, not a curated record.